Molecule: messenger RNA, 2047 nt
Organism: Nelumbo nucifera (sacred lotus)
Lineage: Eukaryota; Viridiplantae; Streptophyta; Magnoliopsida; Proteales; Nelumbonaceae
Gene: SIGF
Product: RNApolymerase sigma-subunit F
Biological process (GO): regulation of DNA-templated transcription; DNA-templated transcription initiation
Molecular function (GO): DNA-binding transcription factor activity
Source: RefSeq, a predicted model, not a curated record
CUCAAUUCUAAGGCGCAGGAGAGUUCUGUCGAGUGAAGUUGUAGAGAGCAAAGAGAGAAGCUUAACCGAGCAAACAGAGACAUUAGCAAAAGCCUUCAUACAUCCUGCAAUGGAGGUCGGAAGAAACCUAGUUUCUUCAGCUUCACUGUUCCCUCCAAGAACCCAACUGAAAAAUUCUUCUUCCUCAGGUAUGCCUGUUACUUUGCUUCAUGAGCAGGCAAAUCCUAUAGUUGUCUCUAUGCCCACUACAUCCAUAACUCGUCACUUCCCUGCAUCGGUUCUUCUCCAAGAACAGCGUGAUGACAUUAGACCUUUUCUGCAAAUAAUCAGGGAAGAUAAAACAUCCCAGGCAAUGCUGGACAGGAGGAAGCUAGAGGAUAAGGUGCAUCUCUAUGAAGAAAAGAAAAGUUGUCAACCUGAUAGAUAUUGGGAAGGUUUUGAACGCCAGUUGCUUUACUGGCCUGGUUUAUGGUAUUUAUUGCCAUCCUUGUACAAAGGGGAAAAACCCUUGUUAUCCAUGGUAACACAGUCUACUGCUGCUGGCACAGUUAAGAAUGUGGAUGUUAGACCAUGUGAUGCACUUGAGCUUGCAAAGAAAGCAGUGUUGGCCUCAAAGCAAGCAGCUUCAUUGGCCAAAGACUAUGAGUUAUUUGGAGCUGAUUCACAUGAAUCUUUUCUGCCUGAUUUGGAGCCCAGAAAUUUGGCGAAUAAAAUUCCACUUAGAGAGGAGGUAGCAGUAAGGUCAAAACGGCUUCUGGAGAGGCAAUCCAAGAGAAGAUGGAUUCCAAGGCCAAAAGUUGUUGUCAGUGAGGCUUCAACUUCCAGAAAGUCUGAUAUACAUAAGAAGAUACAUGAAGGCUUUGAUACAAAUGAUCCCCUCCGUCUGUUCUUGUGGGGUCCAGAGACAAAACAGCUUCUGACUCCAAAAGAAGAAUCUGAGUUGUUUGUUCAUGUUCAGGAACUGAUCAGAUUAGAGGAGGUGAAGCAGAGGCUUCAGUCUCAAUUUGACCGUGAACCAACAUUAGUUGAAUGGGCUGAGGCUGUUGGAAUGACUUGCCAGUCUUUGCAGUCAAUCCUUCAUUCAGGAAAUAGCAGCCGAGAAAAGAUUAUUUAUGCCAAUUUCCGUUUGGUGGUUCAUGUGGCUAAACAUUAUCAAGGGCAGGGUCUGAACCUUCAGGAUUUACUGCAGGAGGGAAGUAUGGGCCUUAUGAAGAGCCUUGAGAAGUUCAAACCACAAGCUGGUUGCCGAUUUGCUACAUAUGCAUACUGGUGGAUAAGGCAAGCGAUUAGGAAGGCCAUAUUUCAGAAUUCCAGAACAAUUCGUUUGCCAGAGAAUGUAUAUAGCCUCUUGAGUCAAGUAAAGAAAGCAAAGAAGCUGUUUAUUCAAGAAGGUCAUCAUCCCACGAACGAGGAACUGGCAAAACGUGUUGGCAUUACAGUUGAGAAGUUGGAAAGAUUGUUUAUGUCCACAAGAAUGCCUCUAUCAAUUCAACAACCAGUGUGGGCAGAUCAAGAUACCACUUUUCAAGAGAUCACAGCAGAUACUGAGGUGGAGAAACCAGAUCUAUGUGUUGCGAAGCAGCUGAUGAGACGCCAUGUGCGUAACCUUAUUAGUAUUCUCCCCCCAAAAGAAAGGCGGAUAAUACGGAUGAGAUAUGGAAUCGAAAACAAUGAACCGAAAUCACUCCAAGAAAUUGGGUCUAUUUUUGGAUUGUCCAAGGAGAGGGUACGGCAGCUGGAGAGCCGUGCCUUGCACAAACUCAAGCAGUGCCUCUCAAGCCAGGGGCUUGGUGCUUAUGCAGAUUUACUUGUUUAAAAACAUAGGUUUUCAUAGCCUUUCAGCAAGGACAUGAAGUUGGUUUUUGGAAUCUGUAGAGCACUUUGAGUUUGUAGUCUGUAACUAUUGUAUAUAUAAAUCUCUCUCUCUCUCUCUCUCUAGCAAGAUAAAACUCCUAUACUGGUGGUAGCAUACCAGCCUGUGAGUAGAGAAAUACAAGAGACAUGGAAGUAAGAGAGGAUAACUUGGCACCGGAAAGCCUUUUACCCA